AUGCUGUGUGCCCCAGACUGUGAAGAUGAAGAUGAUUCAGAUACUUCUUUUGAUAUGGAGGUGAGCCCAGUUGGGAGCCAAAGCAGUGGUGAUGAGGAUAGCAAGAACGAACUCGACAUUAUUAACCUUCCUGAAACGCCAGAGACCUGCCUGCAGAUGAACCUAGUUUAUCAGGAAGUUAUUGACGAGAAGAUUAAGGAGGUCAAUGUACUGCUUGCCCAAAACAAAGAACAGCAGGAAAAGCUCACCAGGGAGCUUGCUGGACCUAGAGCAGCAAAAUCCAGUGAUUUGAAAGCCAUGCCAACAAACGUGUUCCUGGGCCAUUUUAAGAAGCCAUACUUUAAGGAUAAGACAUCAGGAAUCGGUCCUCCUGCCAACAGUGAUGCCCGAGAAAAGGCAAUGCAAGGCAUAAAAUCUUUUGAGGAUCUGAUCACUGUAAAAUGGAAGAGCCGAGAGAAGCUGUUGCUGGGUCAGUCUGUGGCGAGUGAUCAUUUGCAGCGUCUGCUUCAGCCAAAACUUCUGAAGCUUGACUUUCUGACUGACAAACGGAAAAGGUGCAAGGAUGAAAUGGAAAAGCAGAUCUUGACAAAGCAAAUCCAAGAAGUAGAGCAUGAACUGAAUGACAUCAACCUGCUGCCAGAGGAGGUUUUGCUUGGGAACAGACUGGAUAAGCACGACUGGGACAAGAUUGCCAAUGUCGAUUUUGAGGGAACACGCAGUGCAGAAGAGCUGAAGAAAUACUGGCAGAAUUCUGAACAUCCCAGUAUCAACAAGAAAGAGUGGAGUGAGGAAGAGAUUGAGAAACUCAAAGAAAUUGCUGCCGGACACAAAUGCCUCAACUGGGAAGCGAUAGCCCAGGAGCUGGGGACGCAGCGAACUGCCUUCCAGUGCCUGCAGAAGUUUCAGGCAAAUAACAGAGACUUCAAGAGGAUUGAGUGGGCCCCAGAAGAGGACCAGAUGCUCUCGCAGCUGGUGCAGGAAAUGCGGGUUGGGAGCCACAUCCCCUACCGGAAAAUUGCCUACUACAUGGAGGGGAGGGAUUCUGCUCAGCUGAUCUAUCGAUGGACCAAGCGACUAGAUCCUAACUUGAAGCACGGAUCCUGGACUCCAGAGGAAGAUGCUCUGCUGCUGAAGGCGGUUGCAAAAUAUGGGGAGCGGGACUGGUAUAAAAUUCGAACAGAGGUGCCAGGGAGGAACGACAUUCAGUGCCGAGACAGGUAUCUGCAUGCUCUGCACUAUGAUAUAAAGAAGGGCAAAUGGAGCGAAGAAGAAGAAAAGAAGCUGAUUGAACUAACAGAAAAAUACGGAGUGGGUCACUGGGCAAAAAUUGCUUCAGAGUUGCACCACCGCUCAGGAUCUCAGUGCCUCAGCAAGUGGAAAGUCCUCCUGGGCUAUCGGAAAAACAGGAGGAGGAAGGAGAGCAAUAAACUUUGCCAGAAGCAGAGAGCAGAGUCCAGCAGUGAGGAUUCCAACCUGGAACUGGAGGAAGACAGUACCAAGGAGUCGUCGUCCAAGAACCCCAAGGCGGAAGCCUGGAGAGUGCCCAGCAUAGACCUGUGGAUCCCCACAAGGCAGAAUCCAUCUGGCAUUUCUGAGGAGCUGCCCGCUGUGACGGUGCUCUCAAAAGGCUUUGAUUUGAACAGAAAGCGGAAGCCGGUCAAGGGUGCUCUUCUCGUUGCUGAAAAGAGUCAGGCUCCAGAAGAUCUACAGUCCAGAACAUCUCCAUCAGUUAAUGUUCAGGCAAAGGAGGAAUUAGCUGUGGAAGACACCAGAAUUUCCAGAAGCAAAAAGGACUCAUGGAGGGUUUCUUUGGCGUAUGUGAAAUGUGUGUUGCGGAGAAACAGCUAUGAAUUGCAGAGGAGAAAUAGAGAGAGAAGCAGAAGGAAGCGCUUUGCUUCUACUUCACAGGGGGGUCUUGGGAGAGAUUUCAUCCUCCCGGCCAGAGAGGCUGCCAGCGGCCAGAGAUACCGGAUGUGGAAGAUGACGCUCACCCGGCGGCUGAUGAUGGCAGUGACCCCAUGGGCUGGGAGCAGGGUGCAGGCCUCAGCCCUUCGGGUCAAGAGGGAAGCAUCUCGCAAGUCCAAAGCUGAAUUCAUCCUCAAGCACCUGCAGACGGCCAGUCUCAAAAGUACUCCCUUGUUCACACUUUUCAUUCAGCUGCUGUGUAUUGAUGUUGAUGGCUGCAUGAAAAUAAUCCAGAAGAGGAAGUCCCGGCAUCUGGAGUUCCUGAAGGCUGUUGCUGGGAAUGCAGGAGACACCGAUCAGGCUUCUCCUGCUCAGGAUUCUGCAGGUAUUUGCCCUGUUGUGCUUGAGCUCGAAGCCGAUCUCCUAGGCCGCUAUCACCAAGCUGUGCAUGCCGGGGGGCAGAGGACUGGCUUCCUCAGAGUUUUCCAACCCUUGCUUGGGAAUGCCCAGCUGAGGCUCCAAGUGGGCACCAGUAAGAAGCUUGUCCCUUUGAAGGCCAAGGAGGGCCCCCUUCCUGCUCAUCCCCGGCUGGCUUUUUCACCUCCUCGCCCAACCCCCAAACCCAAAACUGUCUCUGAGCUGCUGAGGGAGAAGAGGCUGCGGGAAUGGAAGGCAAAGAGAGCCCUGCCAAAGAGGGUGAUCCUAGCGCCUCAGCUGUUGCUGCCCUCCUCUGUGAUAAUCCAGCCCCCGGUGGUUCCCCCAACUCAGACAGGGGUCGGUGGCCCUCCUGCGGCUGCAAAUGGCCCACCAUUGCCCUGUCUCUCUCCUGUUGGGGUUUCCACACACCCUGGCCCAUCAGUACAGAGUAACUUGGCAUUGGUACAGAAGCCCAUGAGGGAUGUGAACGCCUCUCGGGCUGAAGCGGCUUCUGCUGGAAGCAAAGAGGAUGGUCGUGGUAAAGCGAGCAGCUUGCAGAAGGAAAGCCAGGGAGUGCCGGCCACUGCCAGUUCUGUCCCUCUAUUGCCAAAGCAGCCCCAUUUGCCUCUCCAGAUCUUGGCAGCAGGACCUUCUGUCCCUCUUGCUUCUCUGAGUCCCACCGGUAUGGAGCCUGGCCCAAAGAAAGCUCCUCUCUCAGCACCAGCUGCCCAUGCCGUGGGGCCAGUUGGCUCUCAGCAGAACCCAGUGAAGUUGGUGCCCCCAUUGAUAGCCCUCCCACCUGGCUCCAGGGAGGUGCCCAAGCAACUCCUUCCCAUAACCUGGCUGCUCACUGCACAGGGCCUCAUUCCGAUGACUGUUGUGAGCCUUCCUAAUCAAGAGAAGCAGCCCUUUGCCACGAGCAGUCUUGGCACUUCUCCAGGCCUCAGCCAUGCCGCAGAGGCCUUUCCCGUUAGUGCCGGCCCAGGGGCAGCUGGCCAGCAAUCGCAAGGGGCCUUUUCCAGCACCCUUCAGAAGAACGGGCAGCUAUACUUGACCCAUUCUUCUGUGCCUCAUGCCCCUGUAGCCUCCACAGAAUUGCAGCUCACCUUGCCCCCAGCUUGCCCCCUGAUGCCUCUUUUGCCCAGCACUUCUGUGGGGAGUGUCCAGCUUAGUGUCCAGAACAGGGCCCAUUUAACCCAGGAACUACAGAACCACGUCGUGAGGGAUUCUCACCAUCCUGCCAUUCCUGAAAGAACCACAGAUUCCCCGGAGAAAGCGCACCCUCCGCCACCUCCGCUGCGUGAAGAGAGGGUCACCCCAGACUAUCGCCUUCUGUCACUGGAGGAUGUAGUGGCAGUGAAGGAGUGGGCCAAGGGGGGCUCGGGCCCAAGGGCUCUAUCGCUGGAAACCAGUCUGCCUUUCCUGCCGCCUUUUCUGUGUAGUCUAAAAACACUCUCAACGCUGCUGCUCAAUAAAGCAGCCCUGGAACAGACUGCAGCGCGACUGGUGGCUCUGGAAGGGCAGCAGGAGGCCAGUCAGCAACUGGAUCUGAAUGCGGUACGGGCAGUGGUGCGCCAGAGGCUCCGAGACAACCCUGCCUACCAGCUUCUGAAAGGCCGCUUCCUAGCAGCCUUCGCCUUUCCAGCUGCUCUUGCAGCGCUGCCUCCUCCUAGGGUGACCACCACGCUCUCUGGGGAAAGGUGGCAGGAAAGCCGCCACAAAGGAAACUCAUCCAUUCCAGCAUCAUCAUCAUCCUCUUUAUCAUCAUCAUCAGAGGAGGAGGAGGAAGAUGACCAUAGAGAAGCUGACAGAGUGGCGGAGAGGCUGGAGGAGCCAGAUACAGACCGGAUUGGCGUGUUGGGGAUUCGGAGAAGUACACGUCUCAGAAGACGGAGAAGGCACCUGUAAGAAGAACAGGAUUUCUUGAGAACCUGUUGGAUAUUUUGCACUAAUUCAUGGCAAGGCCGUAACCUCGCUGAUAGGAAAAGAGA
This is a messenger RNA of Euleptes europaea (tarantolino), 4313 nucleotides long. It is a transcript of the gene SNAPC4, whose product is annotated as small nuclear RNA activating complex polypeptide 4. The record is from RefSeq and is a predicted model, not a curated record. NCBI's taxonomy places the organism in Eukaryota, Metazoa, Chordata, Lepidosauria, Squamata, Sphaerodactylidae.